Porites lobata is the source of this 33814-nucleotide messenger RNA. The record is from the annotation of a GenBank genome assembly. Lineage: Eukaryota; Metazoa; Cnidaria; Anthozoa; Scleractinia; Poritidae.
CGAAUUUGGUUCUUCACACCCUCACAUUAUCUCAUGGUCGUGAAAACGUGCAAAAUUUCAAUAAGCUAGCUUUUUAAUGCCUAAAGGAAAUCGAGGCAUAUCAUAUUUAGAAAAUAAUUUUAACGAGGUACGAGGCUUCUAAUCAAAGGUUCAUACUGGUUCACUCCAGGUUGAUUCAAAGAAAAGGAUAAAAGUUUGUGUGGCGUGACUGCAGGCUCAAAUGACUGCAGAUUCGAGCAAUCUUCAAGCCAUGUAAGGCACAAACAUGUUUAGUUCAGCUCCUGAGUCUACAGUGCUAGAAAAAUGCACGAUGCCUUUGAACAUGCUGUUAUAUUGGAGAAGCUUCCACUCCAAAUAGAGUGCAUUGCUACCUUUGGUAAGGAAUGAACGAGUUAAAAUGAAUAUACAGUUUUUGUUUCGUUCAUUUUUUCCAGUCUAAAAUGCUAAUAAGCUAUACUCUUACAUAAAUAGAAGUUACCCACUGAAUCAAUUUAUUUCAGGUUAGUUUUAUAUGAAAUAUCUCUUCUGAUCUGCAGUCUUUUUAUUUAAUACCAGUUUAUUAGUCAUUAUAUUAUUUUGGUAAUCAUGUUAGAUUUGGCUCAGUCCAUCAAGUAUCCGUCACCACAGAGAAUACUAAACCUGUUUAAGUCCGUCUUCAAAACAGUGCUGAAAUUCUUUAUCUGGGCCUCCACAUGUGCACCAGGAUUUGAGAACGCACCACGAGUGGCUUGUUAAAAAAGCCAUUGUCAACAUUGCGACACUGUAAGGACCUUGAGUUAGUGUCCUUAUUAGCAAGAGUUUUUUUUUUGUUUGGAAUUUAGCUGCUGUCUGUAUUAUCUGGGUGUACAUUAUAGCAGGAUGUCCACAAGGCGAGUGUUGACAGUAUUUGCCAAUAAGUAUGAAAGGAAAUUCGUAACGUUCUUCUAGAACUUUGUCGAGUCUGUUGGGGUUACGGAACAAGGAUCUCAGCACUGCUUCAGAGAUGUUUACUAUUGGAGGUUACAUUAAAUCUACAGUGUAAACUAUCCAUCAAGGGACAGAUAGGCUCAUUAAAUUAGUGGGAACUGAGUAUUUAUAGCACUAAUGCUAGUGGGGCCAAGCAAAUGCAUGAAACAGAUAGUUUAAAGAAUAAUAAUAAUAAUAAUAAUAAUAAUAACAAUAAUAAUAAUAAUAAUAAUAGUUAUUCAGCCAGGGUUAUCUCUGCAGCAUAAAAUGCUGCUAUCAAUGAGGGCCCUGGAAAAAAUAAAAUAAAAUAAUAUAUAUAUAUAUAUAACUAGCCUAAAUUACAGUAACUGAAAAUACACUAAAAGUUAAAAAUACAAGAAGAUUAAAAAAUUGUCUUAAAAAGCUAAAAUACAGCAAUUAAAAUGCAUUUAAAAGCUAAACUAAUACAAAAACUUAACAAGUAACUGAAAAUUUUUUGACCUAUAUAAUUCCAAAAUACGAGUUUUAAAAAUCACAGCUGACUCAGAAUCCUUCAUUUCACUUGCGACAUUAUUAAAAAGUACUAGAUCCAUUAAAAUAAAAAGACUUCCUUGCUGUCUCAGUUCUGACUUUGGGAGCAGCUAGUUGUGCCCAAGUAUGACAGGGUUAAGAAUGCCAACUGGCGGGAGGCAAACCAGUUAGCUAUUUAUAAGCAUGGCCGAGGAUUUGAACUCGGGACUACCAUGAACAAAUCCAGCAAGCGGUCAGGGCGGGACUUGAACUAGGGCCCUCUGAAUUACAAGUCUAACGCUCUAACCACUCGGCCACUCUGCCUUCUCAAGGUUUUAUUGUCUGGUAAGUAUGUUAAUGAAGUGGUCCAAAUCUGAGUUUUAUGUUCCUCUCUACUACAUGUAUAAAGCAACACUCUUUAGAUCACAGGUGGCCCAAGUGUAAUAUCCCCUCAGCAAUGUCUUACCCAAGAAGAGGACUCUUUUCCAAACAUUUUGCUCAAAGUUUAACGUUAGUGGCAGGGUCACCAGUUUUACCAAUUUAAGCAAUGGCAACGGCGACAGCUACAAGAACAGCAAAAAACAAUAGGUUUAUAAUAGCAAAACAAUUAGUUUGUACGUGCAUCAAUUUUUUAUACAUUUCUUAGCCGUUGCUACACAGCUGUGGCCUGAAACAUCCUAAUUUCACAUUUUGUGGAGUUUGUGAACACACAACAAGAGUUUUCUUUUUCUAAACAUAAACACUGUCCUUUUGAAUUCAACUCCAGAAGAAUUCCCCCAACAUUUGACAAAUUGAGUGGGAUGGAAUAAGAUUGAUGAAGUUUGAAACAGUAUGAUUAUGCGAAUUCACCUUUUAAGUGAUGUUUUUGCCGCUGUUCCUGUUGUUCAUUUAUUUAUAAGUAAACUCCCUUAUAUCAUUUUGUCAGUAAAGUCCCUACACUUUUGAUCUCCAUGCUAUGAUAGGGUCAACUGCACAUUCCCUUAAAUAGUAAAUUUUUUUAAUCCUGCUUGCUUAUACAUUGUUUCAAAAAAUAUAUAAAAUUCCAUUUAAUUUCAUGUAUUUUUUAGGUGACAAUCUUCUUGUGGGAACAAGACAGGGUCACUUGCUUCUAUAUGGAGUCAAAGAUGGCGCAGGUGAAGAAUAAUGCAUUAUAUUUGUAAAUCAUAGGCUUUAGACUGUGGUGAGAUGUGAAAUUAACAACUUCACUGCUUUUGCUCCUUACUAUCACCCCACGGGGGUACUCUGCAUUUCAAGUGACAGAGAUGUUUGAAUGGGGGCAAAAAUCAAAACCCAAAAAAUUCCCUUUGGCUUCAAACAAAACCCAAAAAGAUCCCUGGACCAAAAUUUAUCCCUCCAAAAAUCCCAUGCUGAAUUUCUGAGCCAUAAAAAAUUUCAGAAAGCAUUAAAUGGAAUAGCAUGAAAAAUAGUGACAUAAGUUUUGAGUGACCAAAAAAUCCGCUACUUGAAUUAAGAGCUCUACCCAAUAACUUACUUGCCAAAAUUUUCUCACCCCCAAAAAAUCCCAAAAUCAAAAAUUUGAAACCCAAAAAAAUCCUUUGAUUAUCCCUGUCAUGUGAAAUCUAGAGUUAAAUACUUGUACUGUCACACACUGGCCUUUUGAGGGAAUCCCCAUUUGAUCUUAAACAAUAUUUUGAGAUCCUUUUAUUCCCUUUUAUAAACACCUGACUUUUGCCUUCUCUUUUAGAGAAAAAAGAAUUAAUAUUGAUAUUUAGUUGAGCUUGCUUUAGCAGAGCGAGACUCAAAAAAUGCAAGCGUUUCUUUUUCCAUCCACAAAUUCUAUUGCUUGAAGAAUACUCAACCUCCGAUAAAGUAGGACUAGAAAAACUUUGAGCGAGAAAAUCCUGUUUCAUGUAGACAGUGUAGAAUUAAUCCCAUCAUCAUUUCUUACAUAAUCUCUAAGCAAGCUUGACUUAGCUCUGUUUAAAAGCGUCCUUGUUGAUUUAGCAGUGUCAAGUGUGCAAAGACCUAAAAGCUAAAUACCGUAAAUCCUCUAUUAAGAAGCCCCCCCUCGAAUAAGCCUCCCUCUAUGAUAAGCUCCCCUCCCCCCCACCUCUUUUCAGGGGAAGAAAGUUUAUUUUAAGGCCUACCCUCUCUUUUAAACUCCCCCUCCCCUCCGUUCUUAUUCUUCUCUACCAAAUUAAUAACAGAUGGACUGAUCCACUAUGGUUUAUCUGAUAUUCUGCAUAUGCUGGGAGUUCAGAUUUGUUUUGAUCUUUGGUUGCAAGACCUCUAACGUCACAUGCUUUAGCAUUUCCACUUUGUGUCUUAGUUCUUUAUGAAGAAUUGAUACCAUCUUCUGGUUCUUUGAAAAAUCAGUGUGGUGCUCCAUUUUGGUAAAUUAAUUAAGCCCCACCUUAAAAAGUGCUUGAAAUAAAUAAGCCCCCUCAAGGACUUAAUAGAGGAUUUAUGGUAAUUAGAUAAAUUGGUAUUUAGUGGUCAUCAUUUUUUGGAGUUAGUAACCAGUAACCAUUUUGGUUAUUGGGGACAAUUUUACUUUACUUUUGUGAGGGCAUUAUUUUAAAUUAUUCUGUUUACUUCACAAAUAGGUGAUAAUAGAUUUGAAGUUGAGUUGCGAAGCUCCAAUAAGUUGUUUUCAAAGAGGCCAAUCUUACAGGUAUAAAUGUACUUUAUGUUUUUCUUCUGGUGACGGUACAUGUACUUUAAUUCUCUGUUUACUGAAUCUACCUUUAAGAUGGUAAUACUGUUACUAUACUGUACACUCAAAACCUUCGUUAUGGGCAACUGUUUAAUACCAAAUAUUAGUUUUCUUUGUCCCUGGGGAAAGCCCUCACAUUUUCAUUAAAUUCAACCAGCUUAAUACGGACACCUGUUAAUUUGCAUUGUAGACAACAGACACUUGUUUCUUGCCCAAUCAAAAAAUUCUUAUAGAAAGUCAACCUCACUAAUGUGGACACUUCUGUGUCAAAUGUGUGCCAUAAUAAACCUUCCUUUUUGAAGUUACAAAAAACUUCAGUUGAUCAAGCAUGUCGAUGUUGCUAGCGCUAAAGUACACUAAGGAGGAUAUUUUUUUAGAUCAAUUUUGGACAAUAAUGGCAUCAAACAAGUUAUGCAGAGACUGGUUAUUGAUUAAGAAAUGUAUAAAUGAGCAAUUUUUGAGUGUUUCCAUAGACAUCGAAAGAUGGCAUUUGUGACAGUUAGAUAGGUAUUUGCUAGUGUCCUGUGUUACUUGUUUAGUAUUUUGCCCAGAGUAGUGAUAAAAAUCAGUAGCAAUCAAGUGAUUUUUAUUGAUUGAUAGUGGAAGUCGGUGAAAAUCGAUAAACAAAAUUGUCAAAUUGGUAUUAUCGACUUUCAUGAUUGUAACUAUUUUUAACGUAAGUCUGCCUUUGUUGAUUUUUGGCAUAAGUUAGAUAGUACAGCUGAGAAAACACAUCCACAAGUAAAACUGAUCAACAAACUUGAAAAUGAGAAAUGUGGAAACUACAGUGUAUGACACACACAAUUUUCCCUCAAAAACCCUUUAUUUUGUACAAAAUAACAGAAACAGUUCCGUUUAAUAAUUUCAGCUACAAGGCAAGCAUCAUGCCAAGAGAAAUUAAUAAAACCUUAGAUAAAGAUUUCCUAGCCUGAAUUUCAGGCUAAACGAUUUCCUUAGAUAGGUUUUCACUAUUUUCUGUUAUCAAUCGAUAAAAAUCACUUAAUUGCUGACAAUUUUUUUUUAUUUCGAUACCAACGAUAUUUUAAGAGGGUGGUAGAUCUAAGUCGUGAAAAACUGGGCGCCUACAAACCUGGCCAAUAAUUAUUAGUCACCAGAAAAAGAUUUUAAACCUGGUUUUAACGAAAAGAUAAGAUUUUUUAAUGAUUCUUUUUUAAAAAGUUAUAAUAAUAUUGUUUGAUCCUUUGACUCUCAAUUGCAACUCAAUUGCCAACAAAUUCACUGUUUGCUUGAUUCAGUUUUCAUUGCAUCGGAUGAACAGAUUUAUCUUCUCAUAUAAAUUCAUGAAAUCACUAAAAAUCAAGAUAAGUCGAUGACCAAAACGAGUGUGUCAUCAAUUUCCAUCGAUUGAUCAAUACAAUCGAUAUCAGUCAAAUCAGAUUUACUGGUUUUUAUUGAUUUAUCGAUUCAUCAAUCGAUACAGAUUUUUAUUGAUUGACUACUCUGGGUAUUUUGUUCAUUACAAAUAAAAGUUCUAUUUUUUACUUAAAUAACCUGACCCAUGUAAUGCAGAUAAUAUAGCCCCCUUAGUGUCCGUAGUUGACUGUUUGCAAUUUUUAUGUUGCAGUUAGCUGUUGUCGAACAACUAAAUUUGCUGAUUAGUUUAUCAGGUGGGUAACCCUGUGCCAUGAGCAGUCAUUUCAUUUUUAUUUUAUUUUCCAUGUGGACAGGCAGACUAGAGCAAACCUAUGACCCCAUCAAUGCCCAUCAUUUCAGUCAAAACGUGCAUUCGUUCUCUUCACAAAGGCAAGAUGGGAAGCUGCAAAGAUGUAGAGCAAAAAUUGAAAUUUCAAAUUGGCACUCUUAAUCCCCUCUAAUUGUCAAUGAAUACUUUUCAUUGAACUAAUUCAGGGUUUGCAUAGUCUUGAAAAGUCCUUGAAUUCCAUUUUUCCUUGAAAAGUCCUUAAAUUUCUAUGCAAGUCCUUGAAAAGUUGUUAAAGUUUCUUCAACUUUGAAUGUAGGGGCCUGGAAAGUGUUUUUUGAUGCUUUUUGGUUGUCCAAGACAGAAUAUGAAUCAUAGCUCAGAGAAUUAAAAGGUUAUUUGUAACACAAAGUGCGCAAUGUUUUAUGCAAUAAUUAUAGCGGAACUCCAUGCGCGCGUGUGCGGAGUGCCAUAGCUAUUAAGUAAAUCUACCCAUCCUAGAAAAAAUGUAAUCAUGUGACCGUACACUGCCCACACGGCUGACCGUCCAUCCGCAUCACAGGCUUACCAAUGUAAAAUAACGCAUACAACAGGUAUGGCAACCCAAAUGCAACUAGAGGUUAUUUUGGCAGGAAAUUGCUUAGCCACCCGCAUCUUGUAAAGCAGAGACAACUAUAAAGAGUCAAUAAAGACGAAAACGGAAAGCGGAAAUUGUUUCUGUACCCGUGUUGUCUAAAGUAUUAAGCUUAGAUUAAUAAAUUGUCAUGUCCACAAAUUUCGAACAUAGAGCAAGAGAAAGACAGCAGGCCAGUGAAGCUCAACGAGAAAAAAAAACCAAGGAGACAUUAGGGCCAUUUAUACGAGGAAAAAUAAGACGCGUCUUACAUAAGACGCAAACUUUCCGUAUAAACGGCACAUUUCGUCUAAAAUAAGACGCGGCUUAGCUAAGACGCAUCUUAUUAGAUAAGACAUGCUCGUAUAAAUGGUACAGUUUGCGUCUUAUUUUUCCUCACUUAAAUGGCCCUAUUGUUUUGUUGGAAGAACAACAUGAAAACUUUGUAGCAGCCGUGACAAAAUGAGAAAUGCUAGCAGCCACCAAUGCAAGGUGAAAAUGAGUGGCAGUGAAGAAAAGUGAACAAGAACACGUAUUAGAUUUCCGCCAAAAAAUGUGUAACUAAAAAGUUUCUGGAAAUUUCACGUUGUAGCCGUGCAAAACAAUGGCAAAGAAAUGUACAAAAAAGUAUACUGCACAUGCAAAGUUGCUUUUUUUGCUAGUUAGAUCUAUUGUUGUUUUUCACCGUUUUCCGGCGUUGACCUAGCUUGCUGCUUAGCAUUACAAGAUUUUAUAUUUUGUUUGAGCAAACUUUAAAUAUUAUCAAGAGCUCCGCUGUUAGCCCUGGCUAAAUCUAUAGUAUUAUAUUGAUUAACUAUCAAUUUAAGACAAGGGAACUGAAAAAUGUAGAGAAGAUGGUGAAGCAAAUAGUUCAUAUUUUCAUUGUUGCAUUUUUGUAGAAUCUUUGAAAUUAUAUUCCUACUAGGUGGUCCUUGAAAAUCUAAUGGGGUCCUUGAAAAGUCCUUGAAAAAUGGUUGCAAUUUUUUCUGAUUAAUGCUCUUUAUCAAGGGCCAGCACUAAAAACGCCAGCAUCGUAAUCCCCCUAUGUUGUCUUAUCUACUUUGUCAACUUAGCUGAUAAAAACAAUUUUUUGCUCUCAUUUCAAACUAAAUGUCUAACAAGGAAUUCUUCUCAUCAAUCAACAUUGACAUGCCACUGUACUUAAAGCCUGAAUUCCGUCCAGUAAUUCACAAUCAAACUCGUCCCUUUCAAGCAAAUGCAGAUGUACAGUAGUAUCCUUAUUUCUUGAAUGGUUCAGUUUUUUAAAUUUUUGGUAAUUAUUUUGAAGUAAAACUGCUGGGGUGUCACUGUAAUUUUACAGUGUUCAAAUUUCCUGAUUUUUCGUGACAAUUUGUUUUUCCCAAUGUGGAUUGAAAAAUGGGGAUGACACUAAGUAGAAAUUUGCUGUUUUUCUUUGUGAUAAUGAAUACAUCAAAACAUAAAACAAUACAUCAAAAUACAUCAUAAAUAUUACUUCAAAACGUGCUCAAUACCAAGCAAUAAUUGAUUGAUUGUUUAUUAAAACUGCAUUUAUUCGUAUUGAUCAUAGCAGCUCUCCUGGUUUCCCUGUUAAGGCAACAGAAAUAAUGUCCCCUCCCACACAAUAAAAUGCAUGCCACUGAAUGUUUCAUGAGUUAUGCUAAAAGAAGGAAGAUAGAAACAUAGGGUAAAUUUUGCACAAAUGCACAUAGCUUACCAACGACUUACCUUUUUGCAGCUUAGACUGCCCAGUUAUACAUGAAAUGUGAAUUUGUACUCUUCAUUACACUUUAUCCCAAAGUUGACUGACACUGUUUUUGUCUCCAGAUGCUGUGAUAAGUGUUCAUAACUUGGAAACAUUUGCUCUCAAGUUUACUUUGCACAAAACAAAAGGAGCCACAGUUUUUGCUGUCAGUAUUAAGGUUUGUUUUGAUUGUAUAAAUAUUAUAUUAUUUUAAUGACCAACUUUGAUGUUGUUCAACAUAUAUCAUUAAGGUAUGUAAUCAAAGCGACCCCUUUGCGUAAGCGGCCACCUCCUGUAAAGCAACCACUUUGUAAAUGACUGUUUUGUUCCUCAGUUAAAUACUGUUUCAAAAACUCUCUGUCACAAGCGAGCACUACUAAAUUUCUUAAAUGACUGAAAUAUUCUUUUGUUUUCUGUUUCUGGUGAGCGACCACCAGCCAUGAUCACCUAUGAUUGUAACAAAACCAUUCUCGAAUGGCACAAAAGUUGUGACCAAGCAUGCUGACAGAUUAUAGCGUUUGAUGUAGAAAAAAGGCUGUAAUUAGAUCUGUGGAUAAAAACGUGGAUUAGCCAUUAUCACACAGAUGGAUAAUCCAUCUUCAAAGUCUGUCAAAAUUGACAGAUAAACAGAUAGUUAAAGUCAGACAUUAUUUGUCCAAAAUAAAAAUCGUUCCAUUUUCACAUUAAGACAGAUUGUUUGUCUUACACACAUUAUCCAAUGGAUAACCUGUCGGAGACAGAUAAUCUGUCUCUAGUGUGGAAAUGGCUAUUGUUACAUUGAUGCAAAAUGUUAUGUAAAAAGGUUUAACAGUUCUGAGCACUACACUAUGUAAAACUUUAUGCAUUUGCCAGUCAUCUAUUUGACUAUUGAAUUUUAACUUGUAAGGUCAAUAGAUAAACUGUUAAUCAUGUAAUUACAUUAAUCAGUUCUGUUUGACCUUAUUUUCAUGAUUUUUCUUGACCACCCUUCAUUAUAAGCGACUUUGUUAAGCAUCAAGAGUACCAGUGUUGGCUUAUGAGAGUUGACUGUAUUCUACCAGAUGUGACUAUCCAAUGACAUCAAUGAAAUCAAUGAGUAAUCAAUAAGUAAUCGAUGGGUAAUCAGUUGAUUAGUCAUUUAGUCAUUCUUUAGCGUCAUUCAUAUUAUUUGUAUUUCUUUAUUUUAUUUAAAUAGGAGAGAAAACAGUCAUCAGUAUUUGGUAUGUUGUUCUCUUGUUGCUACAUAGCUUCUCUUGACUAUAAGUUGUUUUGUUCCCAUUUUUGUAUUUGAGGGGACCAAGUUUUUGUGGUGUUUAGAGGUUAACUUGCUGAAAUUCAAACCUCCAGGGCAUGGUUGCCAAGCACAGCCAGAGGUUUCUGAAAUUCCUGACUUUUUGCCUGACAAAUGUAAAAUUUCCCUGACUAACUGAAUUAACAGUUGCACAAAUAAUCCCUGAUAAUGGACUCAACUCUCCCCUCACAGCCAUAUCCUUCACCCUUGUAUUUAUGCUUUUGGCAAGUCACAUGCAGUGUACAUGAAUUCAUACACUAAGGCCAUUUAUACAAGGGAAAAUAAGACGCAAACUGUACCAUUUAUACGAGCAUGUGUAAUCUAAAACGAAAACAGCUCGUAUAAAUGGUUCUCAUCUUAUUUCUGCUCUUGACUUGGUUUUAUGUGAAUGUUGCCCAUAGCAACGGCAAUCCAACAUUGUGUACUUACUCUGCAUUUCUGUCUUAUAUAAGACGUGAAGGUCAUUUAUGCAAAGUUUUUCUUGUCUUAGCUAAGACACAUCUCAUCUAAGGUGUUAAGGGCUGUUGUUAAAAUAAGAUGCGUCUUAGCUAAAGUCGCAUCUUAUUUUAGACAAAACGUGCCAUUUAUACAGAAAGUUUGCGUCUGAUUUAAGACACGUCUUAUUUUUUUUCUCAUAUAAAUGGCCUUACUGUAGUUCCUUAACUUAACAUGUAAAAAGUAUUGACUUUCUUGAAAACCCAACAUCAACUAUUCGUUCAAUUUCAUGAAUGAUAUUCUACCAAAUUGAAUACAAUAUGAUUCAUGUCUGUUAAAUGUACAAAAGAUUUCUAAAUGUUAGAAAACAAUAAAAGUAGAGGGAAAAGAAUAAAUAUGUACAUGUGCUCCUAAAAUUUCGCUUUUCCCUGACUUCUUUCAAAGACUAAAAUUUUCCUUGACUCGAAGUGAAAUUUUCUGAAUUUUCCCCGACCUUGAAGAAUUUUUUCCCUGACCAUUUUCUCACCUGUGGCAACCAUGCAUAGGCUUUUCUUUGUAAAAUUUGGAAACAUAUGCAUUUUCUAAUUCACUGUGGCCUGUUGAAGAUGAAAUGGCUGGUUAAACCAAACUGAAUUUGUAUUAUUUAAGCAGUAAAAUUAGGAGAAAGGUUAAUGCAUUAUGAUAUCAAUAAUCAUGAUACUGCCAAAUUAUCAUGGGAAAACAUUCAAAUGCCCUUCAAAACUACCCUUUUUAGUCGAGCUUGCAUAGCAGCAAGACUCAGCGAUUUUUUUUCUUCACAUUUAGUCUACAAAAGGGGUUCAUGGUCACAGAUGACACUCAUAGUGUAUCUCCUUGUGUGAUAAUUCAUUGUUUGUUUGAGUCGUUGAUACAGUUAAACAUUUUUCAUGUUAGCUUGGCAUAAUCAAGAUCUCAUCUUUUGUUCUUAGAUCCUUCUCCACCUCUUGAAUUGAAGUUAUGUGUAGCAGUGAAAAGAAAGUUACAAGUAAGAGUUACAUUUUCUUGUAAUGUCAACAGGGGAUUGUGUACUGUACUGUGGACAUCCCUGUAGAGCAGAUACCUGUAGUGCAGGCACUUAGUUACAAUGUAUGUUCCAUCAAAUGAGGGGUCUUAUUUACUAGAUAUCCUAACAAUUAUUAUAUAUUGAGGAAAAAGAAAUUUUAACCAGUUUUGACAUGGGUUCUUUUGUAAACAUUUAUUGGACAAUGAUUAAACUGUAUGCAAUUUUCUUAAUUCCUAGCUUUUUAACUGGAGAAAUGGAGAGUUUCAAGAAGGUGAAGACCUAUUAUUACCAGAUGUUGCCAGAUCUGUUGUAUGGACAAAAGAAUCUCUCUGUGUUGGUUUCAAAAGAGAAUACUCACUUAUAAAGGUAUUAUGUGUAUGACUGUGUAAUCUAAUAGUGACACGUGAAAUUAGGCAAUAAUUUCAUGUGCUAAUUUGUCCUUAUUAUCAGUCAUUAAAUUUGUACAAAAUGCAAGUGAAAUUACUCCCAAAUUUCAUGAGUAUACCAUUUUGAUUACCUAUUAAUUUCAUGGGCGACAAAUCACGCUAAAAAAAAUUAAUCGUUGGUUUUUGACAUGUCUAUUGUAUCGCUCUCCAUUCACUGAAAAGUUAAGAGCUUAAAUUUUGUCUUAAAUUUAUAAUUUUCACAAUUUUCAACGAAAUGCCUGACAGAAUCCUUCUUGAUGUGUUCUUUCUUGUGUUUAGGUUUUCUAAAACAUCUUUGUUCUUAAUAUUUCAAAACCUUGUUGCCAUCUUGGCUCUGAGAUGUACAGAAGUUGCCAAUUGGUAAUUUUGUAAUUUCACAUGUGAAAUAUUUUACAAAUUAACACUGAAAUUGUGCCAAAAUUAAGGAGCAAUUUGUCACCCAUGAUGUUAGUGGUUUAAUUCCUGGAUAAUUAUAUUUAACAAUUAAUGAAUGAGGCUGAGUAUCUUAUGAAGAAUUAUGGAGGUCGAGGAGGGUGUUAUCCGUCGAGGCUGUAGGUCAAGGCAGAUAACACCUUCCGAGAUCUCCAUCAUUUUUCAUAUGAUACGAAAGCCGAAUUCAAUAAUUGUUUUAUUAUUCAUUCAAAAUAAUUCCUUGUUUAAAAACAUGGCUAAAACAUGCUUACCUCCAUCGAUCCAUCGAUGUUAAGUUCAUCUUCGAUAGUGCACAUUUAGGUUUGUCCAGCUCCGCAAAUAUUCUCCAAAUAGCAGAUGUUGCCCUUCGAGUUGUCUUCUUGCUGUUCUUGCCACGUUUUUUGCUAUUUUUCGCCUAGUUCUUACUCUUGAAACGAGUGAAAUGUCCGCCAUUUUUCAAGUUCACAACAAAAACAACUCAACCUCGUGCCCAGGUCUUCCCGGUUAACGGUGCCUUAACCUGCAAAAAUGCUGCAUUUUUUAGGUCAUUUCCUCGUUAAACGCAAAAUUCUUCCAAAUUUGGUCAUCAUUAACUGGUUAUGGUGAAUUAAACUUGUGCUUUCAGCCAAUCCGAAUUGGGAAGAUAUUUUGAAUGAAUAAUAAUAGCCAUUAUAGAAUUCAUUCAACAGUAGAAAAUCAAAAAUAGUGAUCUAUGCACAGGGAAGGAAAGGGUGCAAUUAUUAGGAAAGUGUGGGAGUCAUCACAUAAACAUGGUAGUCAUGCUGGCCCAAAAUGUGAGGUGGGUUUUGUUAUUUGUCCAUAGCACUUAAAAAACUGUUUUGGGAAUAGCAGUUAACAGCUUCUCCUUCCCCUCUGUGUGAAAGAGGAUUUGAUACAAUAAUUUUAUGUUUAAGGAAGACUUAAUGGAAAAUAAAAUGUUGUGCAGUUAAGUGUUUCUGGUUACUUAAUUGUGUCUUCAUAUCGCAACUUUACAUGUAUCAUUUUUAAAUAAGAAAUACAAACAGACUUACAGGUUGUAGCUUUCCAUGUAUUUUUUUUGUAGUUAUUGCAUGCAUGUGUGGAUAUACAUGUAUAUUUGACUCCCAAUAACUCAAACCUUAUACGGAAACGAAAAUUACUUUGAGUUAACAGGAGGUUUGAGUUAUCAAGGGUCCAACACUAAAAUGUAUGAAGGAAAUCCUGGGGAAAUCGACUUUGGUUUGAGUUAGCGAAGGUUUGAGUUAUCAGGAUUCAACCGUAUCCUCAAGGUUUUGCAGUUCAAGUAUGCAAAAUUAUAACACGUUUUUUAUUUAUUCAUUUACUUUUUAAUGUAGACUAACACAGGUACGCAGACUGAACUGUUUUCAACUGGACGACAUUUGGAACCUACAAUUGCUACUUUACCAAGUGGAGAACUUAUCUUAUGUCGUGAUGACAUGAGUAUCAUUACUGACAGCGAGGGGAAAAAAACACAGAAACAAACAUUGACUUGGUCAGACACACCAACAGCAUUAGGUAAGAUCAGACCUGGUAAUGUUAUAAUUCAAUAGUAAGGGCUGUUUAAUAUACAUUUUACAAUAACUGAGCAAUUUCUUGCUCACUGAUUGGUUUUAGAGGCAAACUCUAUGGUGGAAAAGAGUCUAUAGGCCAUGAAAAUUUUGUCAUGGUGGUACAAUUUGUAUCUCUUUGUUGUGUGUGAUUUCCGAUUUUUUGGGGAUAAUAAUUUACUUCCAUGAUUGCUCCAAAUCAGAAUACUAUGUCUUUUAAAACUUUUUUUCAGACUAUGUGGAGCCAUAUGUCAUUGGUCUACUUCCUCGCUAUGUUGAAAUACGAACAAUCAGUCCACGUGCCCUCAUUCAAAGCAUUGAACUUUCUAAACCAAGGUAUAUUACUCAAGGCAAGCACAUGUAUGUGGCAUCCACAAGCCAUGUCUGGAGACUUAUUCCUGUCUCCAUACCUAUGCAGAUACAGCAACUAUUACAGGACAAGCAGUUUAGUCUUGCUCUUAUGUUGGCAGUAAGUAGACAAUGCUUUUUAAACUAUGUUUUGUUGUUGUCACAAAAUGUUUAAGCCCUCAUCAUUACAUCUUGAGUGUGUCACUCACCCUGAUGUUAAUAAUAUUUUAUUAAUUUUCAUACAAAAAAUUGCAAGCAAGGCAAACCUUUGUUUGUGAAAAAUACUAAAAGAUAUAAAAAGAGUUUUUGACUGAGAUCUAGGGUAUCAGAAUUCUUUACCAGGGAAGUGUACAUUAAUUUUAUACCAGUUUUUUCAGUCUAAUCACUUCAGAGUUUGAACUUGAUUUGUUCUUAUAACUCUCACAUGUAAACAACAGAAAGAAAUGUGAUCAUGUGUGGUCACGAUUUAAGUUGUGACCUAAAUAACAGUUUAGUACCCAAAACACCUACCUGUUUCAGGUUGUUUGAACUUAAAAAAAAAAAAGAAAACAAAUUAUAUUUGAGAUACAGGAUGAUGUACUUUAUAAACUGUUCUAAAAAUGCCGUCUAGAAUAUUGAAUGAUACAGUCAAACCUGGCCCACUUUAUGGACACCCUCUUAAUUUGGACAACUCAUUAUUACAAACAGUUUACUUUGUCCCUGGGGAAAGAAAGCCCCUACAUUUUCUCUAAAUUCAACCUGCUUAAUAUGGAUUCCCUGUUAAUUUUGUCAUUUUCUAUGUCCCUCUCAGUGUCUGUAUUAAGAGAGUUUGACUGUAGUAUUGUUGAUUUCUCCUUGAUAUAUAAACCAACCUUUUUACGUAUUUAAAAAGGCUGGAUUCUUCCUCUUCAAAUGAGAAAGUUUAGCCCUUGCUCAUGUUGCUAUUUUUUGGAUUUCCCUCCUCUCUAAAACGUUAGCCCUACCCUCCCUUCCAUUAAAAAUGUAAACCUUUCCUAAUCUGACUAAAAGUGAAAAAUUGAUGGAAAAUGAAAGUUAGUAUUGUUAAAUAAAUUUGAUAUCAUUUGCUUCUGGUAGCAUAAAGAUCAAUGCAUCGUUUGUUUUCUGAACAGGAUAUGGUUGUUGAACCUGAGGAAGAGAAAGCAAAACGUAAGGAGAGUAUUCAGAACCUGUUUGCCUUUGAUAUGUUCUGUCAGAAGCGAUUUGAUGACUCUUUACAGCUCUUUGCCCAGUUGGAGACAGGUUAGUAAAAUAAAACUGAUUGAUUGAUGUUCUCAUUAUCUGUCAGAAGCAAUAUUGUAAGUUGUACAAUGCUAGGGUGGUAGACAUUGGAGAUAGAGGGUACAGGUGUAAUAAAGGGGUAAAAGGAAGUUUUGAUAUUGAGACAGAUUUCUUAACUGUGCAUGUAAGUGCCUCUUUCAAGGCAGCCAUGAUGAAUAAUUUAGAAUGACUGAAUUUUACUCUACAUUUGCUGUAUUUCUCUUGAAGGGUUUGUUUGUUGGUAUUUCCAAUUAAAUUAUUGUCCAAUUUUGCAUUAGAUCAUAUAUUUGAAUGCUAUUUUGCACCUAAUAAAUAAAAAAUAUUAUAUUAUUAUAUUAUAUCCAAUUUUCAUUACACUGAAUAGGAUCAUGCAAGAUUCCCUUGAUCAUGAGUGAAAAAUAAAUUCAAAUUCUAGCAAGAAUAUUUACUACUUACAGCAGGUUGAGAGUAUAAUAAUUACUGUUACAUUGUGGUUUCUAUUAAUUUAGCACUAAUUUACUGUAAAUACAAUGUGAGAUAUUCAAUUUUGUUAAUAUCUCCUCGAUGUUGAUUUCUUUGCUACAGAUCCUACUCAUGUGAUUGGACUUUUUCCGGAUCUCCUUCCAAGUGAAUUUCGUAAACAACUUGAAUACCCAGCACCUCCCCCACCACUAACACCGGGGGAACUAGAGAAAGGCUGUCUCGCACUUGUGGAGUAUCUCACUCAGGUGAGAACUUGGUAAAUAAGAGACAAAGUCAGUUCUUGAGGAUACUCUUUUACUAAUAAUUUUUAUUACAUUAACCCGUUACAUCUCAAAAUUGACCAAGAUCAAUAUUAACUUUCUCCUAACAAUACAGUACACGAUCAAGAGAAAAGGUUAGGAGAAUGAAUAAAAUGGUUGACCAGAGAGAAAAUGCUUUGAUUGUUUAUCAAAUUCUUAAUGUGUGAAGAUCAGUGCAGGGAAUUUGUAUGUGGAUAUUGGGGCAUAAAGGGUUAAGGUAAAUUAAAUACCAGUAGUUGUAACACUAGCACUCACAUUGUUAUUAUCUUUACCUCAUAUGCUUUAAUAUGCUUUAAUCUCAUAGACUUUCUCAUAGACUUUUCUCAUAAGACUCAGAUCAUCCCAUACUUAAAGUAAGAUGGUCAUGAUUUAGUGCUUACGAUAACCAGCCACCAUCCUGGUUUCAAAUAAUUUAUAUUGUGUAGUUCCAGAAAAUAUCCAGACCCCCACCACGGAGGGAAUUUCACUUAGGACCCCCCCACCUCCCUGGAUUUUCCAUUUUUGCAGGGAACUGAUGACCCCCCACCCCUUCGGAAUUUCCACAAAUGUGACAAAGACCCCCCAACCCCUCUGGAAAAGUUCAUUUUCACGAAGAAAGACUAUUAAAGUAGAAGAAUGAGGCAACUUAUGGUUAGUAUCCAACUGUUUCCAUCAGAAGCUUGUAUGCUUCUGUAUCCAUUUAUUUGAGUGAUCUCGCAACAUUAAAACACACUACACCACCACAAAGUACUGAUCUGUAAUUUUUGCUCAUCUCUUACUGUAAAUGAAACAGAGAAAGUUAACAAGUCGGUUAUAUUUGUGAAUUCACCUUAAUCAGGGCAAGCUUCGAUUUGUUAUUCGUCUCAUGGGCGUAAUGUUGAUAGAAUUAACGCCAUUUCGUGCGGGAAUGCAGAACAAGUCAAACUUACGACCACAAAAUUAAUGCAAAACAAAGAGGAGAAUAAAAACUCUGAAUUCUGAAAUGAUAACAAUGAAUACCCCCUGCAUCUUGAAGAUACUUGAAGGGAAACCAAGUUCAAUUUACUGUUUUUCGAUCGACUGAUUCGACGUGAUGCGCGAUCGCCGUAAUAAAUGUUUGGUGAAAUCGACACCAUUUCAGCGAGAAUUCGAUCAAGAACAUGCCACACGUUCAACCACAAAAUUAAGAGAAAAUGAAAAGGAGAAUAAAAAAUCUUCAUUCUAAAAUGGUUACAAUGUAUAGCUUGUGCUUCGUGAGGCAGAAUUGCCACUCUUCUGAUCUAUCGAUCGACUCACGCAACGUGUUGUGUUGCGUGAUGUGUUGCAUGCGUUGAUGUUUUGGGGAAGACUGGUAACGAGUAAUGGCGGCCGAAUAUACGAGCAUGCGAUAAAACGAGUUGUAGUCGGUCUAAUUCCUUUGAAAUUACGCCCAAAACGCUUUUGGAAGAAAGGAAACCUGGUUAAGUUUAAAAGGAACAAUCUUAAGUGAUAUAUUUCAAGUUAUUUAUGUCCUAAAAAUGAUCUACCAGGUCGGUAAGAAGCAAUGUUCGAUCUCAGGUCGAAAACAAAAUGAUAUUGCCCCCCUGGAAAGUGAUUUUAUGGUCCAACCCCUCUCCCUUCUGGAAUUUCCUGGGCCUCUGACCCCCCCACCCCCCUGGAAUUUCCAAUUCCCUCCGUGGUGGGGGUCUGGAUAUUUUCUGGAACCACACAUUGAGGGAUGUAUAGCAUUAGGUAGUCUGCUACACAUUUAUUUUUAGUGUUGUCACGCAACACUCUCUGCAGCAGACUAAGCAUUAGUGAGAAUGAUGGAAAAAAUAAUUGAUAGGUAGACUGCAGUAUCAUUUUGCUUCUUGUUGAGUUCAGUGGGUGUGGCCAAAUUCUUUUGCCUUCAGUAGUUACCCGGUAAGACGGUUAAUCUUCUGUCAGAUGUAGGAGAGUAUGAUAGCAUUAACAACUUCAUUACUGUACAGUUGCAAGAUUUAUUAAAAAAAGACGAAGCACAGUUUAAUGAUGCUUAUAGAAAUAGCCACAACGAUAAUGGGUCUGUCAAGUUAACUUGUAACCCAAAGAAUACCUCUGUUGAUGUAGCCAUGAAAGCCCAGGGGUGUACUCCCUUAUAUGGACUAUGCGGGGAUUUGCCUGCGUGCAGACGUCUCCUAUUUCCUUUGUUCCGCGUGCAACAAAGGAAAUAGGAGACGUCUGCGCGCAGGCAAUGCGGGGAUGUGCUGCUGGACAGGGGUAUGGUCUUUGUCUUUGUCCUAAAACAGGGUAUAUAAUUUGGCAUGAGUUUGCCCUAAACAGGGUAAAAUUUUGUGUGUCUGUCCUGAUUAUACACAGGGUAUUUGAACAAUGAUCAAUUUGAUUUGCUUAAUGGAAUUUGUUUCUACUUGAAGUAUACAAAAGCAAUGACUAUAAUGUGAAUUUGCUCCAUUUCAAUUGCCAAUAAAUGGCUUUAAAACAAGACUGCGUGCAUUUUGUUCUACGUCCUAAACAGUAAGAUAGAAUUGAGGGUGUUGUCCCAAACAGGGCGUAUAUUAAUUUUUAGGAUUUUUUGUCCUAAACAGGGUCAGGGUUUUAAACUUCUUGGCAGCUCACCUAUACCCAAAUAUCGGUCUAGUACCCACCCCCCCCCCCCGCGCCACCGCCCCAGGGGGCAUGAAAGGCACAAUACACGAGAGAAAUUUUGAUACUUGUAUUGUAGUGAUAAAAUUCUCCUAAAUGAUAUAAUUCCCACAGACUAUUCAAGUGUUUUGUAACUUUCUCCUCAGAAAAGAAAUGAUCUGAUAAAAAGACUUGACAAGGCUGAAAGUUUGAUGAAAGGAAGAAGCAAAGAUACCGCCGAGAAAAGUAGUGAAGGUAAUAAAAAAAAUUAUUGCUGGGCUAGUAACUUAUCAGAUCCACAAAAUAACAUUAUUUCUUGCAAUUUUUAAACUGGAAAUUUAUUUCUUUAUGUUGAUUUCUUCGUAUUGCAUUAAGGAUCCUUAUUGUGCAUGAUUUCACAUGAGAUUACCGUACAUACAUUAUUUAAAAAUUGCAGUUUUUGCAUUAAUGCUGGAGCUUUCCAGCAUUGGAGGAUCCAGGGAAGCCCCCCCCCCCUUUAUUUUUAGACCAAACUGAGGCCUGAAGGGCCCAAAAAGUUUUUUGGCGAACACUUUUUGUCACUCCUUUCACACAUAACAUUUCCUGGUAUAUUUUCUUCUUUUACUGUUCCUAUUUACUAUUAGUGGUUAGAAUAUAAUUUUUGGUGUCUAGAGGCCUAGUAAACUAAUGUUAUCUAGUUGGCCCCUAGUUCCUAUGAAUAUUUACAUACACAGUAAUUAAAUUCACUACACUAAUUUAAUCAACAAUAAGGUAAAUUCUUGUAAGUAGUAGAUCUAGAAUAAGUACGCACAAAACUAAAUAAACUAAAGGAGAGGAAGAGAAAAAAAAAAAGAAGAAAAAGGAGUGAAAGUGAGUUAAAGUCGUGGAUAAUAGAUAACAAUAACCAAGCAUAUAGUUUAUAAAGCCUUAAAGAAAUAUAUAAGUCUGUGCAAUUAUUGUGAUUACAAAAAAUGGUUUAGAAACGUUUUGCGGCCCUAAAACCUUUUUUCUUGCUUGAAUGCUUCUCAGAGGCAAAAGUAAUUUUGAACAUGAUCUUAUAGAAUCAAUGCAACUUAUAUUAAUCACAGAGGAGAAAGUGAUGAAACAUGUCAAUUCUGCCUGACUGAUAAACAUCUGUUCUGUCGUAAGAUGUAAACAGUAUCUUAAGCCUUUCUGAAACUACGAUGUAGCUGUAUCUUAUCUAUUCUUAAGAUGUAUGUUUGUUGCUUCUGUAGACUGUCAUGUGGUUAUUUUAGUUUCAUUUUAUCUUCAGCUGAUAUAAAAGCUCAGAAGAACAUCAUGCACAGAAGGCAAAUUAUUGACACUACACUUCUAAAAUGCUACCUUCAGGUUAGUGAAAGGAACGCAAGAGGCUUAAAACUUUCCAUUUCUUGUUGCUUUCAAAAAUCUUCCUUCCUUCCUAAUCAUCCCUUCAUCUUCUUUACUCCUCAUGCCUGGUCUUCGCAAAAUAUCACCUCGCAAUGGUCUUUUUACCAAUUAUCUUAUCUUAUUUCCUGCAUGGCCCUAAACAUUUUUACCGCCUUUUCCUCUCGGUAGUUUCCCCCAUGCUGCCCAACAAUUAAGGUGGCUCCGUAAUUAAUACUAGAGCAUUUUGCUGUGACAAAUUUUCCGUCAUAACUUUUUGGUUCUUCACGCGAUGGCUGCGAAACUUUGCAAAGAACAACAUAUAUCAUUCGACAAUAAUACGAAAUAUUCCGAUUUCAUUGAUGGUAAAUAUUUCUUGACAAAUUAGCGUUUAAAAGGACCCUACUGUUCAAAGAAAAUCGCGUCUAGUAAAACAAUUUGCUGAUAUUUUUUACUGAAAUUUCUGGUAUCGGCUUUAAUUGAUAUAAUAAAUAUGCCACAGGAAUUUUAGAAAAAUCGUUGGAGCAGAAGUCCGUGACUAAAAGUCGCUCAAAAUUCAGCUGUGAAAUUGUUUUGGAAUUUCAAAAAUAAAUUACUAUCAGGAAGAAGGAGACACCAGUUUGAAUUUUCGGGAAAAGUAAAUUCAACGUUUGCUAAUUCUUAAAACAAAAGCCGAUUGCCUAUCGUGCUAUUCUAUAAAAGGUACUUUUUAGUUUUAGAAGCACUAUAAAUUGCUCCAAACCUUGCUCUGAAGUAGAAUUACUUGUUCUUCGACAUUUUUAAAAUAUCCCUUUGCAGUUUUGGCUCAAUCUCCUGCUGCAUACGUUUUGAUGUGUUGCAAUGCAUUUUCAACGACUUUUACUGCUGUUCGUUGCUUUCAACUCAGGAAAAAAGUAUUGAGAUUGGACGCUACCUCGUAUCAGAACACAGAUAGAACUGUCCAGCACCUUUGUUUAUGACUACAAAAUGAGCACGAGCGGCAUUUCUGCGAGGAAUUCGCACCUCACCCAGGGGGGGACGAACGACAAUGAUGACCAUGCCUGUGAACCGAAUAACAUCACAGUGCAAAAUAAAAUUAUGGCAAAAAUACUGCCCGCGAAUAAUUUACAACUCUGAAGUUUUUGUCACUUCUUCCUUCAAUGAAUGGGUAUUUUCUUCUUGAUUAUUAUGUUUUGCUCUGCAAUACAUGUUUAUACAGAUCGGUUCACAGACAUGGGCAUCAUUGUCAUUCGUCCCCCCUGGCUGAGGUGCGAAUUCCUCGCAGAGCUGCCGCUCGUGCUCAUUUUCUGUUCAUAAACAAAGGUGCUGGACAGUUCUAUCUGAGCUUCGAUACAAGGUAGCUUACAAUCCCAAUACCUUUUUCGUGAAUUGGAAACAACGUACAGCAGGAAAAGCCGUUGAGGAUGCAUUGCAAUACAUCAUAAUGUAUGUUGCAGGAGUUUGAACCAAAACUGCAAAGGGAUAUUUUAAAAAUGUCGAGGAACAAGUCAUUCGACGUCAGAGCAAGGUUUGGAGCAAUUUAUACUGCUUCUAAAACUGAAAAGUACCUUUUAAAGAAUAGCACGAUAUGCAAUCGGCUUUUGUUUUCAGAAAUAGCAAACACUCAAUUUACUUGUCCCGAAAAUUCAAACUGGUGUCUCCUUCUUCCUGAUAGUAAUUUAUUUUUCACAGCUGAAUUUUGAGCGACUUUUAGUUACAGACUUCUGCUCCAACGAUUUUUCUGAAAUUCCUGUGGCAUUUUUAUUAUAUCAAUUAAAGCCGAUACCAGAAAUUUCAAUAAAAAAUAUCAGCAAAAUUUUUUACUAGACGCGAUUUUCUUUGAACAUUAGGUUCCUUUUAAGCGCUAAUUUCUCAAGAAAUAUUUGCCAUCAAUGAAAUCGGAAUAUUCCGUAUUAUCGCCGAAUGAUAUCUGUUGUUCUUUGCAAAGUUUCGCAGCCAUCGCGUUAAAAUCGAAAAAGUUAUGACGGAAAAUUUGUCACAGCUAAAUGCUCUUGUAUUAAUUACGGAGCCACCUUAAAUGGUGCAGUCUUUUAAAUUUUGAAAUUUUCAAACUGUCUUAAGAAAUCUCUCCUUUCCGCGUUACAGGCCUCGUAUCUUGCCUCCUUCUUGUGAUUAUAUAUUUUUAAUUGCUUUCCUAUUUCUCAGAGUAAUACUACAUCUGUUUCGUUAACGAUAUAAAAUUUACUUGGGUGGCAAGCUAUGUCGCUUCCGUACAAAGUUUUAAACCUUAUCAAUGCUUAUAGCCUGUGCUCACUCAUCAUGCAUCAUGCUGCAUUGGUCCGCAAAUUGGGUUCCUUGCUAAUUGAGCAUUCUGUAUCUACACGUUUUUGUUAAGUGGUCACAUGAUUAACUAGUGCUAUAAUUAUGUGGACAUUGAACACAGUGUUUUCAUGCUGUUUUAUAUUUAUGAGUGUAGUGCAUACCGGGUCUGUAAUUUUAUUUGUUGCAUUCCAAUACCUGUAGGUUUUCAGUAGGCUAUGUUGAUUGUUUUGCUGCAGACAAAUGAUGCUCUUGUUGCUCCGCUACUGAGACUGAAGGAAAACUACUGUCAUGUUGAAGAGUGUGAAAGAGUUCUAAUGAAAAGCAAAAAGUAUAAUGAAUUGGUGAUUCUUUACCAGACAAAAGGUCUUCACAAGAAAGGUAUCUUCUGACUCUGGUGUGGGGGUACUGGACUCUGCAACUAGAAUAAUGUAGAGGCUACUGAAAUAAUCACCUAAGUGAUGCUUUUGGAUUUUUUUUCAUUUCGCGUAAAUUGCUGAUUUUUUGCAAAUAGUCUUUUAUUUAAGCCAAAGAUAUUUCUCCGUUUUAUUUUUUUCAUGACUUUGUACUCCCUUUUCAAAAGAAAAAGGGUAAAAAACAAGGCGGCUUCUUUUGCAAAAAGAAAUAAAUAAAUUAUGACUCAGAGUCAGCACAUUCUUUGUAAUUCUUGAUGGAAUUUAAGUUUGGAAGUGUUGGUUUUUUAGUAGAAAAAGGUAAAGCCGCACACGAGCCAAAGGCCCAAACGGCCGGAUGUUAUCCUAGUUCCUUAGCAUGAAGCAUGCCUAUUAGUGUUGCUACUCCUUCUGAACGGGAUACUAGUCCAUCGCUGGGUUACCCCCAGCAAUAGGUCGCCAGUACCCAUUUAUACACCUGGGUGAAGAGAGACAAAGUGGAGUACAAUUAAUUGUCUAAGAAAACAAGGAGACGGGCGAGGCUUCAACCCCGGACUUCCGGAGUUCGUAGUGUUAUCCGCUCGGCCACAGACGCCUCCUUUUUGAGGGGAGGGUUUAACUGGAGUACCCACAGUAAAGCCUGUCAGAACAAGGGCGAGAAUCAAACAACAAACACAACUCACAUAUGGUGCGGCUUCUGGGAAUUGAACCUGGGCUGGCCACAUGAGUGAUGGGAGCGGACAUGCGCAAUCACCACUGCACCAUUCUUGCUCGCCAUCAUUAUCACAGUGUUGUUGGCCAUGAGGCAAGGGUAGGGAUAUAUAUAAUUUUUUAUUAUAAUUAUUUUGUUUCUCAGCAUCGUUCUACAUAACUGGUGUUUUAUGUUUUAGCACUGGAUCUUUUGUUAAGGCAAGCUCAAAAAUCCAGCAGUCAGCUCAGAGGUCAUCAGAGAACAGUUCAAUAUCUUCAGCAUUUAGGUAAUACAAAACAAGAAAUUCCGUGCUAUUCAUUUCCCUGCCGACUAAUGCAGGGUUUUCAUUAAGAAUUCUGGUAGCAGCUGGGAGAAAGUAAACAGGCUCCACGUCUUAAUAAAUAGUAGUCAUUAUCUCAUAGGCUAUCGAACGCGAGCUGGAGAAUUCUUUGUAGUAAACGGAGAAGUCUCUGAUCUCCGAUGCCUAAUAAACGCUCUGACUAAUGACAUUAUACCAAGCAACUUGAAAUCAAAGUGAAAACAUAAUAAUUAAAAAAACACUCACACACUAUAUUUGAUUGUCAAUAUAUUCAUAAGUUAGCACUAAACUAAGUAAAGUAUCAUUUGAGGACACUGUAACCAAGUGUUCUACUGGAGACGGGACCGCGAUUUUACGUCGUCAUCCGAACCAUGCGAAGGUCUAGCUGUUUGCAGGGCAAAGGCAAUACCUUCAUUUCCGAGUUAUUUGACCCUGAAUCCCCUGAAUGUUGGUCCGGCCACGGGGAACAAACGCGUGACCUCCCGCUCUGCAGUCAAGUGCGGUAGCGACUGAUUUAGUUUGGCCUUGGUGACAGCCCUGGUAAUUCAAUGAUUCAUUGCCAACUGGUGUUUUCUUUUGUUGUUAUUUCUUUCAGGUCAUGAACAUUUAAAACUUAUUUUUGAUUUUUCCGUGUGGGUAUUGAAAGCUCAUCCUGAUGAUGGUUUGAAGGUAAGGGUUGAUUUGAGCAUGUUUUCUUGUUUUCAAUGGCAAACUUGGACAAUCCAGAGCAACAGACAUACACACACCCCUCCCAAACACACACACAUCCCAACAGGGACUGACUAGUAACAUCUUACAUAACUUCUUAAUUGUUUUAAACAUCCAAAGAACAGUAUUUGAAGGAACUGUAAUUCAAGAAUGAACAUAUUGUCAUCAGAAAAUGUUUGCAACAUUUGGGUUAUACAAUCAAACCCCGUUACUACGGACACUGAGGGGGCCAUAGAAAUUGUCCGUGUAAAGCGGGCAGUUUAGUAGUGGAAGGAAAUAUUAAAGUAACCCUUGAAUCUCGUGUUGUGUCUGUCAGAUAUUUACAGAGGAUUUACCAGAAGUAGAAGGACUUCCUCGGGACAAAGUGCUGGCUCACAUAGAACAGAAUGCUAAACAAUUGACCAUUAGAUACUUGGUAGGUAGUCUUACUUCCUAGGAGCUACAAUCAAAUCCCAUAUAGACAACAGGACAUUAGCGUCGUCAAAUUAAACCUCCUUACAGGGCUGCAAAUAUUUUUUUCUCUUGAAAGGACAACUGUCCUCGUAGGACACCAUCUUGGUCGGAUAAAACAAAAUUUUGGUCGGACAUCACCAAAAAAAGGUUGAACUUUAUAUCGGUUAAAACAGAGGCGAGACAUACUAAGUCAAUGGUGUUUCGGGACUUUGAGAUCAUCCUAACACAAAGUAAGAUUUACUCAAGGUAGAUAUUUAUUCUUCCUUACCUUUAAAAUUAUUUACGAUAAAAAAAUUUUCACACAGGUGGGAUUUUGUCGGACACUAGCAAAUUUGGUCGGUCAAUGUCCGAUGACCGACUUUUAUUUGCAGCCCUGUUUUGUCAUAAAGCCACCCGAGUCCACGUACUGUGUCCUCGGAAGCACUCAAAAGUCGCUCAUUUUUACAUUUCGUAUUCAAAAACAGUUUUCUGCUUAACUUGUUUGAUGCCAGAAUAGUCUAAAAUUCAUCCAGUCGUUUGUACUGUUACGCGGAGGGAAAUCGACUUGCAGUCAUCCGAAGGUUUUCUUAACUUUCAAAAAAGAAAGGCUCAUUACAGCACACAAAUAACAAUGAAGUGUCUGCGUUAGCGAGGUUGGCGUCCUUUGAGAAUCUGUUGAUUGGCCAAGACGUCUGCAUUAACGGAUACCCGUAUUAAGCGGGGUUAAUUUUAUAGAAAAUGAAAGAGACUCUCCUCAGGGACAGACAAAACUGUCCGUGACAAUGAGGUGUCCGUAUUAAGUGGGUGCCUGUUACGCUGGGUUUGACUGUAGUGCACCAUUAAAACUGGUCUUAGCAACACUGUGACAUCGAUAAACCGGAAAAAAAACUCAGUAUGCAGUCCAUGUUUGUAAUAAAUAAAAGUGCAAAAUGCUCUCAGCAAUAAAAAAGAAAGCCUGCUUGAACAAAGUCAGUUAUUUUUGUUUUCCUUCGUCCUUGUUAUAAUGGAGAUAAUAUAAAGGAAAAUGUACUGAAAGAUUAACAGCUGCUGAAAGUCAAUAUUAUCCUUAGUUCAACUUUUUCUGUUCUGUGUAUGUCGAUGAAUCUUGAUAAAUGUGAAAAAAAAAGGAAGAUGGUAAACCAAGGACCAAAUUGAAUCACGCUUUAAUAGCCUUUUAUCUUUUUCAAUGGAUUUAGGAACAUAUAAUUUUCAUCUGGAAUGAAUCAAAGCCUGAAUUUCACAACAAGCUUAUCAACUGUUACCGUGAAAGGGUGCAAGUUCUGAUGAGGGAGUAUUUAGAUUCAUUACCUGAAGGUUUGUAUUACUGUAUUAAUAGAGAGCUUUAGAUUUGAGGACGAGAACAAGUACGAGUACGAGAGUCAACUUAAAGUUUUUGCGCGUGUUCUAAAAAAAAGACAGUCCGGAAAGCUUCAUUUUACUUUUCUGCACCAAAAAAGUUAGUAGAGUUAUUUAUACUGAAGGAGGUUAAGCCCUCUCCCGAUAGCAAAAUGAUAAAACAUCUCACAUUUGAUAACUUGUUCCCGCCACUACGACAUUCUCGCUAAAACCCGUUGUAGAAUGAUGACGGCGAUCACGUUUUCCCGCCAAAAAGGUUCGGGCUCACGCGCCUGCACUACUUAGUAUUGAGAAAAUCUCGUAGUCGUCCUUGUCCUCGUCCUCGAAUCUUCAACACAAAGAUUUUUAUGUUUGGAGGGCGUUGACGUGUACCACGUAACCAUAGUACAGAGGAGACUGAGGUAGAACCAAUAUAGAUUGAAAACCUAUACGUUUUUGCCUAAGAACCGGCAAGGUUAAUACCAGAACGGGUAGACCGUGGAUUCCAAGUCCUGAAUGACAAGUGACUUACACAUGGUUUGGCCACCGAGUACAAACGUGAAAUUUCCGAAUAUAUCAAAGGGCGUACUUCAUUUGCAUAAUUUUACACGAAAUUGUUUUUGACUGAGGAGACAGCGUCAGAUUUCUUUUGAGGAAAGUGUGCUUUCGUUACUUAGUCAAUCUGAGCUAUAUCAGUUAAUGUUUUGCUCCAAAGUCAGCAAUCACCUGCCCUCUAAAUUUCCGCACCAUUCAGGAAUAUGUUUAAAGGUUUGUCGAUCCUGUACCAAGUCACCGGUCAAGAAAGUAGAAGGGUGUUUAAUACUUGAUGGGGUUAUUAAAUGUUCCGUGAAGUGAAACUUCCUUAAUACGGACACUAAAGGAACAGUGCCAAAUGUCCGCAUUACAGAAGUGUCCUAAUUAUAGUUCAUGAAUUAGUGUGAUGUUCGGGACCCAAGUGAACUGUCUGUAAGCAUAAGAGGAGGUUCCAGUGUGUACACAAACAAAUGCCAAGUUUGUGGAAACUUCCUCCCGUAACCUAACGUUGCCACUAACUUCUCGCUAAUAGCAAACUGUUGCGUUAGGGGAGGGGUAGGUGGGAAGGUACCCGGAACCUUAAUCAGAAUCUCAAGUUUGUUUCUUGGCGUAAAUAAGAGUUUUGGAAAUGAAGAAAUGAUCGUCAUAGUGAAGGCAAUUUAUGCAAUUGCGUGGAGAAGCGUGAAAAAAAUUCAGGACUUCAACGGGGUUGAACCCGUGACCUCGCGAUACCGGUGCGAUGCUCUACCAACUGAGCUAUGAAGCCACUGACGUUGGGAGCAGGUCAAUUGUGGGUUCAUAUGUUCCCGUGAAAGUCACGGGUUUAAACCCCGUUGAAGUCCAGAAUUUUUUUUUUCUUUCAGGCUUCUUUACUCAAUUGCAUAAAUUGCGUUCACUGCGACGAUCAUUUCUUCAUUUCCAUUUCAUUUCCGCAGUUGAUAUAUGAUUUAUUUCAUAUAUCAUUAACAAUAAGAGUUUUACUUGUUUUCAGGUGACGAGCCGUUCCCUCCUGGCAGUGAACCAGGUGAACUGGGUGAAUUAAGAGGAAGACUUCUUUUCCUCCUGGAAACAUCAAAACACUACCAAGCUCAGCAUCUACUUACACACUUCCCUGAGAGUAGGUUAACUAUUUCGUUGAUCAGUGUUACCAGUUUGAUAACAGAGUCCGGAAUCAGGCCGGGCGUUGUUGUAAAAUUCUCUUUGUCAAAAUGUUGUUUAUCGUGGUUAAUGUGUAUAAAGGGUUUUGUUUAUUGUUUGUCUCACGAUUGUCACCAAGAUAAUGAUCGCGACGUUUUGACCGCGUACUGUAGGUCGGCAGGUGAUAUUGUUCGAUUUAGUGAGUAGGGCUGUUUCUACCACCGUGGUUGCCAGUGAUUGGUGUAUAACGAAGCUCGCUCAUCCUCUUUGUUCUUAAGGAUUUUUUGGGUUGGUGUCACGGUUGGAGAUAGCCUUGUGAGAACAGGAAACACAAGGAUAACACGACUCGAGAGGUUUCUUGGGGACACAAAAAUCGGUUUCAGAACUGCGCACUUAAAGGAGCUGUGUCACAAAUUUAGCCAAAUUAGGAAAUUACAAAGUGCCCGUUAAAUUAAGAGAAACAUAAAAAUAACCGCUUAAAACUUUAAAGGAAGGUUAAAUUAACUUAACAGAAACAACAGAUGCCACGCAUGGGCAAAACUGAAGGAGACUGAAACGGAUUGAAAUUAGGUUUUUGAAAACUGUUCAGCCCAACAGUUUUUCAAAGUUGAUCCCUACUGCUUGCAACUUCAAAAAUAAUGCUCAGGAGACAUAUUUGUUUGUCUCGGAUCUCUGAUUUUGUCAUUUACCUGUAAUUUCUUUGCUUACUUUAACUUCCAUAUUGAUUGAGGGCGAGUAAUUGGCAAAAUUAAACAAAAUGAACUGGACUGCCGUGACACAGCCCCUUUAAUCUUAAAUCUUAAAUUGCCUUAUCUGGUCUUAGACGGCUUACAGCCUCUCCCUUCUCUGUUUGAGAGGAGGAGGUGGCUGUACACAGGCUGUCCGGUCUUAGACAUCGAGUCUUGUGAAGUGACUAUGACUAUGGAUGAAAUUCUUUAUCAUUAAAUGUAUAUCUAUUCUUGUACUGUUUACUAUGAUGUGGAAGAAACUUCUCAUUUUUUUUUUGCAAAAGAGUAGUAUUUUCCUUAUGGAUAAUUGUGUGCUUGAGUGAUACUUUUGCAACGGUUUGCGAGGUGAUCUUCACUUAAAUUAAGAGAACCGGUGACCACUCAGUUGUAUAUUUAGUUUUCUCUACAUGCAUUUGAGAAAUGACAUAACCAAGGCUAGAAAGAAACAGUAUUGUCCCAUUUUGUGUUGAAGGAUUUCGUGUUAUGGACUCUAGUAUUUUCUUGCAGCCUUCUAUCAUGAACGAGCACUUCUCCUGGGUCGAGUAGGAAGACACGAGGAAGCAUUAGCCAUUUAUAUUCACGUUUUACACGAUGCUAAGCUAGCAGAAGAGUAAGUAUUCUACUAGAUGCAACGACAGUGUGUACCGUUAGGACAUUUUGACCUGUUCAUUGUGGAAUAAGAAUACAGAGAAGAAAUAGGAGUAAUUCAGACCUAUUCUACUGAAGCCAGUAUGCAAGUGAAAUAAAUAUUUUUUUAUUUCUGAAAGUAACAGUGUUAUUUCUUAUUCCAGAUACUGUCAUCGAAACUAUAAUGAAGGCAAAGAAGGAAGUAAAGAUGUAAGUGAUUUGUGAUCACUUGAUACUUGUAAAACUUUUGUUAGUAAAUAUUUGUUAUUCCUGCAAAAGCUAAAACCCCCUUAACGUCUUCCCGCUUAAUUAGUGACCAAAAAGAAAUUUCACAACAUUUUCAUCAUAUUUUAUUAUAAAAUAAAACAGCAGUAUGAAGAACUACUACCAAAGAGAUCACAUUUCAUUCGUUCCACGAUUAGAUUUACACUGAAGGUUCAAAAGUCAAAACUAUUUCUUCUCAUUAUAACUCAUAUAUAGUUCAUGGAAAGUUCGGGCGUACGGUAUUUACGCGUGGGUUUUGUGUAAACGCGUUACGAAGCAUUUUCCAUAUGGUAUUGUGUUUAGUACAUACAUACUGAGACAUGUAUCAUUUUUCCAUCCUUUUAUUUCAUGUCUUUCCGAAAUCCUAAAAUGCCAAAAUACGCCGCUACACACUACGAAAUGACAAAGAAAACGAAGAACAUUGUACGUAAUGUACAAUUGAAGUGAAUGAAUUUGAGUAAAAUAAGACAAGACAAAAAUAUCUCCGAUAAAAAGUGCAACUUAAGCUUACGUCUCGUUCUGUUUUGUUCCCCUUCCGCGGUUUUUUUGAUCGGCCCUCUACAGUUGUCUUUAUCGACAGUGAAACGUACGAAACUGUACCGCUCCAAUGUCCGAGAUGUUUUCAAUUUUCUACAAGAAAAACUCCACUUUAUGGUCUUUUCUCGAUGAAUAUCUGUAGAGCAACUCGCAAAGCGAGGGUGCUUCAAGCUGCACGAACCGUGAAAGGUGGGAAUUCUGAUUGGACGUAUCAUUUUUCUCAAACUUGAAAAAACAUCGUUCGCGUGUGGUCAAUUUAAUAAAACUUUUACGGGUGUCAUCCAUAAGUGUAGCUAUUGUUUUCAGACUUUAGGACAAUGACUUCACUUGUAAAUUGCACUUGUAAAAGUUUUAUCAAAUUGAUCUCUGAUUGGUAGGUGUACGUGUCACUACUGCGCAUGUACUUGGAGCCUCCUAAGAUCAACAGCAAGGAAGUAAAACCGAGCAUUACAGUGGCGCUCAAUGUGCUUCAAGAACAUCACCAGAAGAUUUCAACUGCUAAGGUAUGUGACGAAUGAUGCUAUUAGGGACUUAAAGAUUCAACAACGAGGACGGCAACGAGAACGUCGCUUAAAAAGUGAAUGUGCGUUCCUUCAGUCUUUAUAGCGAUUAUUCCUGCGCACUUACUUUGUCAAAUGUAGGCGAACCCUUCAGAAGCUGAAUUUCAAGGGACCAUAGCCAAGCUCAAAUAGAGAAAUAAAAUUUCGUCGUUGCUUGUUUAAGUCCUCCAUAAACCGCAAAAUUUGGCAUUUUCACGUCGUAGUCAUGCAAAAACAGGAAAGAAAUGUACAAAAAAGCGUGAUGCAUGUGCGAAGUUGUUGUUUUGCUUAUUAAACCAAUUGUUAAGUUUUUUUACGUUCUCGUUGCCGUCCGCGUCGUUGGAUCGUAAACUCCGUAUUGUUGCUGUAAACAAGUUCUCCAUUUGGAGAUGUUGUGAGAAGUCACGCGCGAGCGACACGCGAAAGAAGACGCGUUUUUGCCGCUCGUUCGCGCGUUGUCUCGCGGCCUACUUCGCUAGUCACUAAUAAUGAGAGCUUGCCCGCAGGCUAAUGCUAUAAGUGACUGGGGCCGACUGUGGUCCCAACCGAUGUCCUACGAAGUUGUGCAGUUAUACGAGAACUUUUUGGGUGGUCGUGGUAUGAUUUACUGAAACCCUAUGGGCGAAUCUUUGCUGACGUCAUUGUUUACAUUUUUCCUCAUUAGCAUACGACUUAACUCAUAGAAGCCGUGGCUCUAUAUAUGAACUAAAGGCAAAAGUUGAAAGAGCUGAUUAAGUUGAGCAAUUUAUGCAAUUUUCAGCUCUUUGCAAGCAACAUUGAAGGAAAUAUCAGCCAUCAAAAACUGCGAAAUUGCUGUGUGGCAAAAAAAUUAAUGAGCCAUACAUUCUCUGUAAAAUUUCGAGUUUUUAGAAGAGGAUUUCUCCGAAACCAUUCGGUGUAUUGGGCUCAAAUUUUUACAGAUAACUUAAACUGUUAUGUCCUUCCAAUAUUCAGAGUUUUAUUUUAUUAGCGUCAUUAGAUAGUGAUAAGCAUAUGUUAAUGAGGCAAAAAGUGUAAACAAACAUUCGCCCAUAUGAACAACAAUGCAAUGGGCAUGUUUUUAGAAACUAUCUUUAGCUCUGUUGCGCCUCUUCAAUCCAUAGAACUUAGACGGGGUUGCCGCUGUGAGAAGUGAGAAUAGACGCCAAGUCAAAAGGCUAGUUUCCCAGCGGAUUCUUCUCACACCAUAUGCGCUUUAGCCUCUGCAGGAGAUUGACUGCCCUAGCCUGUACACGUAUACCACGGCGCUACAAUUUUUAGUUGGCUCUCUGGAUAAAAAAAAAUUGCGAGGCCAUGUCCCGCUACUUGCUAUAUUUUUAACAAACUAAAGCAUGUCUUCGCGUGGAUUGAAUUCCAAAAUUAAUGGUCGAGUUUUGUUAUUUAAGACUAUGUUCAGGCAUUAUAACUGUUUUCCGUCGUCUGUUGCUUCGGAUGGCAAGGAUGGACAUGGAUUAAAACUUGAAAAAAUUAUAAGGUUUAAUGCUAUGCUUUCAAAAGUCGGCAAAAGCCUCUUUCCGUUUCUGCUUUUGGAUGAAAUUAGUUUGAUAUCUUCUUCUUCAUACCUGAAAAAAGAGCAUUUUGUGUCUGGGUAAAGGCGCAAAGUAUCGACGUUAGCACAGAGUUGACUUCAAACAGCAAUAUCCUUGUAGCUUAGACCUUAAAUGACUCACCUUUAGAGUGUUUUUUUGUUUUUUUUGUGUGUCUACAGGCGCUUGAGUUACUUCCCUCUUCCACUGAGGUGCGAGAAGUGUAUACAUUUUUGUCGAGUGUUUUGGAGGAUAAGGAGAAGAAACGCAAAAAUUGUCAAGUACUGAAAAGUCUUUUGUUUGCAGAACAUUUACAGGUAAAUAUGCUUGCUUUAUGUGGCCUCCCAGGAGAGACUGACAGAUAAAACCGCGGUAGCUCAGUCGGUAGAACGCUUGACUGCGCCGCGAGAGGUCGUGGGUUCGAUUCCCGGAGCCGGACCAAUACUCAGGGUCGUACGGCCUUAGAAAUGAAGGUACUUCCUUCGUUCUUCAAACGGCGAGGCCUUCGCGUGGCUCGGAUAACUCCAUAAAAUGGCGGUCCCGUCUCCAGUACGAGACGUAAAAAUUGUGUCCUCAAUUAGUACGUUUUGCUAAAUUCAUUGACACUCAGCAUUAUAAAGUGCAUGUGUAUUUAGUUUUUGAGCUUUGUCUGGAAAGUCCCUGUAAUUACCGGACCCGCCCGUCCAGCUGUUUUAUGUUUUACUUGAUUUGGUCAAAUGGGAUAUUGUAUCAACUAUUUGAUGAGACGUACCAGUGAAAGUCCUAGAAUGUAUAUACCCUGGGUAGUCUGCCUUUUUGCACAAGUUUGUUGAGAAAGUAGGAAAGAGAAACGCUCGCUACACGGGCUACAAUGAACUUAAGUCGGAUGCCAUUUGUCCGGAUGGAAUAUUUGAUGGGCUUGCAAAGCGAGGGGCUGCUAAAGUGCCUUAGCCUAGUCCCAUCCGGCCCCAUGGUAAUUACAAAUUUGCAUAUGUCCUUAUGAUCUGUUUAUAUGUAUCUUAAGCUAAGUCUGUGUAAGAAACGUAGCGGAAAUAGAGGUUCUUACGCAGUCCAACUUUUUGUCAGGUUCAACAACAGCGCAUGUACCAUCAGGCUCGUAAAAUCCUGUUAACAGAUGAAAGAGCGUGCCAAGUCUGCCAUAAAAAAAUUGGAAACAGGUAAGUUAUCCAAUAUUACUUGUCCUUGUCUGUUAUCGCAGCUUAAGUGCCGAGAAUUUUAGGGACCUUAUGCUAAGGGCCGACGAUUUGAAUAGUGAGGUGGACUGAGUCGGGUGAUUUUUCAGGGAAAAAUCCUCGUAUCGUGAUAGUCCCAUAUUUACACACAAAAAAGUAGAAAAGUAGGCCGUGGAAAAAAAAUUGCCCAAACCAAGUUUUUUCCUCCUCUAAUAUAUGUGGUUCCAAAGCUUUUGAGAACAUAGGGAUGCCCAUGGAGUAACUUCCAACACAUCUCGGCCCCAGGCUACAACUGAGUAGAAAAAAUAUUAGUUAAUGUUGCAAUUUUAUGUCGUGCUUCCGGUUUUUAAGUUCACUUACAACCUGCUCCGCGGCAACCGGACGUAAUUUGCGUUCCUCUGCGUUUUGGGGCGUCUAGAACACUAAAAAGUGGCUUCAGGUUGCUUUUUACCCUGUGCAAGGUUAUGUUUAUAGUGCUUAGAGUUACGUAAAACAAUGUUUGCUGUUUGAACUGAUUUUUGAAGAAAUUUCCGUUGUUUAAUAACGUUUAUUUUUGAUUUUCCUAAGCGCAUUUGCUUAUUACCCGUCUGGAGAAAUACUUCAUUACUACUGCUGCAAAAACCUGACCUCCCCCCCUGGUAGUGCGCACACCACACCGAGGCACAGCCCAACACCUGAGGAUAAUAUGCUACCAAGAUUCUGAUCACGUGACGCUUAGUAUAGGAAUUCAAUCACACACUUGUAUUGUGACACAGCAACCUCGCGUCGAGAAGAAAAUUUUUCUUAACAUUUGAACUGCUAAGGAAAAACCAAUGUAUGAUGCAAAGGAAGUUUGGGAAGAAGAACUUGCAGUAAUUCCAAGUCAAUAGUAGACUCAGUGCUGCCAGCACUCAGUCUACUUUUGGCAGAUGGUUUUGUGGUGCGCUUGUUCGAAAGGUCAAGGUCACGCGAAGGUCACUUCGUGAUCGCUUGUGCUGCGAGACUGUACGUUUCAAAAGUGCCUGUUCCCUAGAUUUAUUACGAGACAAUUUCCAAUUUAGUUAGGAAGAAAAAGCAUUUAUAAUAGAAAUAUAGUCACCUGGGGAUCAGAUAUUAUGAUAGGAUGAUAAUCAAAAACUUACUUAAUUUA